AUGGUCACCGCUAAUCGACCUAGCUGUCGCAGGUGCCAUGCAAGAAAGGUCAAAUGCUCCGGGGGGAUGCCCUGCAGUGGUUGUCUCCAGGCAGAUAAAACAUCAGAAUGCGUCUAUCCUCGCAAAGCUCGUCUAGUUAAAGUCUCCGAGCAAUAUAUCGAGGAUCUCGUUUCAGAGAACCAACGACUGCGCAGGUCCUCAUCACGGCCCCCAAACGAAGAGACCGCUGUACUGGCACAAUGCCCUGUCCUCGCUGAAGUCCCAUGGUUUGUUAACGCAGACUCCCUUCACACCCCCAUAUUAGUCGCCGAAGCCUCAGACUCGGCGUUUGCCACACGAUGGCGACAGGCCAUGUCAAAUGCCCAACAUGGGCAUCUUCCUCGAGUCAACUUUCCCAGCGAUGAGCAGCUGCUAGCCUUGUCGGAUGCGGAAUGUCCAUGGCCGACCCCUGCUCGUGCACACCUUCUUGUCCGAGCAGCGCUAAAUGGCAUUGGUCGCUGCUAUCAUAUUAUACGGCGCAGCUCGAUUUCCCAGGAACUUGAACGCACCAUUCAAAAUCAUUCGCAGACCGGAUUGCUGUCGAAGAGUAAACUUUGGGCCGUGUUUGCAAUCGGCGAGAUAUACACGACCAGGCACUCGGCAUUGGAAAGAGGAUUCCCCGGUCUCCAUUACUUUUGUAAAGCAAUGAACAUUCUCCGCAUCGUGAGCGAAAGGCCGAGUGUCGACAUGGUCGAGAUCCAGCUCCUCCUGUCUGUAUACUCGCUCUUCCUCAACCGACGACAUGCUGCGUACAGUUUAGCUGGCUCCGCUGUGCGACUAGCUACCAUCAUGGGGCUGCACCUCAACGUCCCUGAGACUCAGAUGAGCGAUGCGGGCGAGCGUGAGCACCGAAAUCGUAUUUGUUGGACAGCCUACACUCUCGACCGUAUGUGGGCAGCGAAGCUUGGAUAUCCAGCUGCCAUUCGAGGCGAUGAGAUCGAGGUGGAUCUCCCGUCAAACCCUGUAGGCCUAGAUGAUAACGCUUCAAUGGACUUUCCGGAUCGUGCAUAUUCCAUUGCUCGAAUAGAGCUUGCCCAACUAUCCGGACGGAUCAUCUAUUCAAUAUACGGUCAUAAGGCAGACACGCCAUCUUUAUCGCACCGGGUUCAAGAUGCCUUUAGCGAUCUUCGGCGUUGGUUGAAAGACCUCCCACCCUCUCUCCAGAUCGAUGCGCCAGAUGAAGGCGAGUUGGAUCCUCGAGGCAGGUCUCUGCAUCUCUUAUUCAAUCAGCUCGCUAUUCUCGCCACUCGCCCAAUACUACUCCAUGUCCUCCGCGCACAUCUCGAAGCCCGCGAACAGCAGCCCGACACUGAGGCAAAUGUUCCAGCCUCUGCUGUUGCUUUAUCAGAGACGUGUAUUCGUUGUGCUCGGCAUUCUUGUCGCCUUUUGGUUGACAGCUGGAUGAACGGCACCUUUAUGAUUUUCGACUUCUUCUACACCCAAUAUCUGUUCUCAGCCACGACUGUCCUAGGCAUCUCAACCCUACUCGGGAGCAAGGACCGCCAGAUCGAUGAAGAGCAAUUUGAAAUAGCGACCUGCUUUCUUGAGCAACUACGGGACGGUGGUAACUAUGCUGCUGCUGAGUUCUACCAGCACAUUGAAGCUGCCAUGAGCCUGAUGGAAACCGCAAAGACGCGUCUGAGCGUUCAUGAUGGGAAUGCGACUGCAAUACCCAAGGAUUCAACGACCAGCUCGAGUCUCAACGCAGGUAGUUUGGAGGAGGCUUCAUCUAUAAUGGAUGAUUAUAUGACCGCUGGAACAGCGCUUUCGGAACCUCUUCUGCAGGAACUGCUAGACCAGCCCCUUCCGGACCUUCAGUUCAUCGACUCUUCUAUGUAUCUGGAUGAGCAACAGCCUGAAUGA
Messenger RNA from Talaromyces rugulosus, 1902 nucleotides. RefSeq lists its product as uncharacterized. Gene Ontology annotation, molecular function: sequence-specific DNA binding; DNA-binding transcription factor activity, RNA polymerase II-specific; zinc ion binding. NCBI's taxonomy places the organism in Eukaryota, Fungi, Ascomycota, Eurotiomycetes, Eurotiales, Trichocomaceae. The transcript has 5 exons. Gene Ontology annotation, biological process: DNA-templated transcription; positive regulation of transcription by RNA polymerase II. Bases 1 to 1902 code for a protein of 633 amino acids. The record is from RefSeq and is a predicted model, not a curated record. Gene Ontology annotation, cellular component: nucleus.